CAAAUUCAUUGUUUACUUGUCUUAUAGGAAUUUUCCUUAUUUUACAAAAACAAAAGAAAUAAAAGAAAAGAAAAUUGGUGCUUGUUUUUCCAAAUUAGUACGCUAAUUUUAUCACUAUUGUAUGCACUAUUUUGUUAUUUGACUUUGUAAAUGCAUGAAUUAAAGAGUGUUUAAAAAUCAGUAUCUUAUACUAUAUUAUUUAAUAGCGCACGGAGGAGAAACCAAAAUAUACACAAAGUUAGAGAAAAAAAGAAGAGAAAAGGAGUUAUAUAUGGAUUGUAUUUUACUUAUUCUGACUACUCUUGUUGCCAUUUUCAUCGUCAAGAUUGUUCUCCUAGUCACUAAACCUAACAAAAACCUUCCACCGUCGCCAAAUAUAUGUUUUCCGAUCAUCGGACACCUUCACCUCCUCAAAAAGCCACUGCUACACCGGACUCUCAGCCAUCUCUCCCACUCCCUCGGCCCCGUCUUUUCUCUACGCCUCGGCUCUCGCCUUGCCGUUAUCAUCUCAUCUCCAACGGCAGCCGAAGAAUGCUUCUUGACGAAAAACGACAUCGUUUUAGCAAAUCGGCCUCGUUUCAUCAUGGGCAAGUAUGUGGCUUAUGACUACACCUCCAUGGUUACGGCUCCUUACGGUGACCACUGGCGAAACCUCCGUCGUAUCACCGCUUUAGAAGUCUUCUCCACAAAUCGACUCAACGCUUCAGCGGAAAUCCGACAUGACGAAGUUAAGAUGCUUCUCCAAAAGCUUCACGAUUUAUCUGUCGAACGCCCGGCUAAAGUGGAGUUACGACAGUUACUAACGGGUCUUACCCUAAAUGUGAUAAUGAGAAUGAUGACCGGAAAGAGAUUCUUCGAGGAAGAUGAUGGCGGAAAGGCGGGGAUAAGUUUGGAGUUCCGGGAACUAGUGGCGGAGAUUCUAGAGCUCUCUGCGGCGGACAAUCCAGCUGAUUUUUUGCCGGCUCUACGGUGGUUUGACUACAAAGGUUUGGUCAAGAGAGCAAAGAGGAUUGGAGAAAGGAUGGAUAGUUUAUUACAAGGGUUUUUGGAUGAGCAUAGAGCUAACAAAGACAGAUUGGAGUUUAAGAACACCAUGAUUGCUCAUUUACUUGAUUCUCAAGAAAAAGAGCCUCAUAACUACAGUGAUCAAACCAUCAAAGGUCUUAUACUGAUGAUGGUAGUAGGAGGCACAGAUACAUCGGCCUUAACCGUGGAAUGGGCAAUGUCAAAUUUAUUGAAUCAUCCACAAAUACUAGAGACCACGAGACAAAACAUUGAUACUCAAAUGGAAACAUCAAGUAGUCGUCGUUUGUUGAAAGAAGAAGAUUUGGUAAACAUGAACUACUUGAAAAAUGUUGUGUCGGAGACACUAAGACUUUACCCUGUGGCACCACUUAUGGUUCCUCAUGUGCCAUCUUCUGACUGUGUAAUCGGUGGAUUCAACGUUCCACGUGAUACGAUCGUGUUGGUUAACUUGUGGGCUAUACAUCGAGAUCCAAGCGUGUGGGAUGAUCCAACGUCAUUUAAGCCGGAGAGAUUUGAAGGGAGUGAUCAGUUUGGACAUUACAAUGGUAAAAUGAUGCCGUUUGGGUUAGGAAGACGGGCUUGUCCUGGGUUGAGUUUGGCUAACCGGGUUGUUGGGUUAUUAUUGGGUUCGAUGAUUCAGUGCUUUGAGUGGGAAAGCGGCUCAGGAGGUCAGGUUGAUAUGACUGAAGGUCCAGGACUUAGUUUGCCUAAGGCUGAACCAUUGGUUGUCACGUGCAGAACACGUGAGAUGGCUUCCGAGUUGUUGUUCUUCGGAUCAGAGCCAAGCAAUAAGAAUGUCUAGAUUUGAUUUUAUAAAUUUGUAAGUUAAUACAUUAUUACAUGCAUAUAUGAUUCAGUGAUUUAUUAAGCAGCAAAAUGUUUGGAGACACUUUUUUUUUUUUUUUGGCAGCCAAGCAAUAUGGGACUGCUUUUUAUAUCACUUUAUUGUAAUCAUGUAAUGUCAUAUGCAAUGUUGGUUGAGAAAAAAACAGUGUCCACAUAAAUUUGUUCUUAUCAUGGAUAUUUUGAAAGUUAGAAAGUUGUUCUUAUCACAA
This is a messenger RNA of Arabidopsis thaliana (thale cress), 2081 nucleotides long. It is a transcript of the gene CYP81H1, whose product is annotated as cytochrome P450, family 81, subfamily H, polypeptide 1. NCBI's taxonomy places the organism in Eukaryota, Viridiplantae, Streptophyta, Magnoliopsida, Brassicales, Brassicaceae. Gene Ontology annotation, molecular function: monooxygenase activity; oxidoreductase activity, acting on paired donors, with incorporation or reduction of molecular oxygen; iron ion binding. Bases 272 to 1828 code for a protein of 518 amino acids. Gene Ontology annotation, cellular component: membrane. The record is from RefSeq and is marked reviewed. The transcript has 3 exons.